Molecule: messenger RNA, 3815 nt
Organism: Ananas comosus (pineapple)
Lineage: Eukaryota; Viridiplantae; Streptophyta; Magnoliopsida; Poales; Bromeliaceae
Product: lethal(2) giant larvae protein homolog SRO77
Exons: 24
Coding region: 298-3564 (1088 amino acids)
Biological process (GO): regulation of exocytosis
Cellular component (GO): plasma membrane; cytoplasm
Molecular function (GO): syntaxin binding; myosin II binding; GTPase activator activity
Source: RefSeq, a predicted model, not a curated record
CGGAACAAGCCAUCUCGCUCUCUCCCUCUAUCUCUCUCUCUCUCUCACUCUCUCUCUCCAUUGAGCGGAGCGGAGCGGAGCCGCGCCGCGCAUCGGAGCUGGGGACGAUCGAUCGCGCUCGCCCCAUGUUCGCAAAGCGCCUCUUGCAAAAGGCUCUGCGUCAGGUUUCGAUUAGUGCCUCGAUCUCAAGUAUUACUUCUCCCAUUAGCUCCAAUUCGAUCAUAUCGUAGGUUCUUAAUCCCGUGAUCACUAUAUUUGUAGCUAAAUCCACAACAAGGACACGAGAAAUUAGCCGAGAUGGACCUGCAAAUCGCCGUUCAUUACGGCAUUCCUUAUACUGCAUCAGAUCUGCGUUACGAUCCCAUCCAACGACUCUUGGCGAUCGGAACAUUGGACGGUAGGAUAAAAAUUAUUGGAGGCGAUAAUAUUGAAGGCCUUCUUAUAUCGCCGAAGAAGGUGCGCUUCAAGCAUAUGGAGUUUUUACAUAACAAAGGAUAUCUUGUGGCGAUCUCGAAUGAUAAUGAAGUCCAGGUUUGGAAUCUGGAAUUCAGACAACUAUUCUAUUCUUUGCAUUGGGAAGUCAACAUAACUGCUUUCGCUGUUGUACAGGGAACCUGUUUGAUGUAUCUUGGAGAUGAGAAUGGGCUAUUUUCGGUUUUGAAAUUUGAUAUCGAUGAUGGAAAGCUUCAAAGGAUGCCGUAUCAAAUUCCAAUAAAUGCUCUGACUGAAGCGGCUGGUAUUUCCUCAUUUGAUCCUCAAUCCAUUGUUGGAAUUUUGCCACAACCUUAUACUUCUGGGACUAGAGUGCUGAUUGCCUAUGAGAAAGGAUUGCUCGUUCUUUGGGAUAUAUCACAGAACCAGGCUGUCGCUGUUAGAGGUUAUGGGGCUCUGCACUUAAAGGGUGAGGAUAGCACUAAUUUUCAGAACUCUGAAGAGAACAAGGUGUUAGAAAGUGCAUCCGAGAAUGAAGAAGAGGAGAAUGCAAUUGGCUCCCUUUGUUGGGCAUCUAGUACUGGUACUAUUGUUGCUGUUGGGUACGUAAAUGGAGAUAUAGUUUUAUGGAAUAUGUCCUCAAAACCACCCUCCUUAAAAGGAAAACAAGUUGAUACAUCACCCAACAUUAUCAAGCUGGAGUUGGCUUCUGGAAAUUGUAGGCUUCCUGUUAUUGUCUUGCAUUGGUCUGCUGUUACCAAAGCAGAUAAUGAAAAAGGAGGGCAUCUUUUCAUCUAUGGUGGUGAUGACAAAGGAUCUGAAGAAGUUCUGACGGUUGUCAGCCUUGAGUACUCUGGAAUGGAUACUGUAAGAUGUGUCUCCCGUUCGAACCUCAAUCUUAACGGAUCUUUUGCAGACAUGAUUUUAAUACCAGAAGUUGGGUCUCCAGAGAAAAAUAAUACUGCUGCACUUUUUGUAUUGACAAACCCUGGACAGUUAAAUGUUUAUGAUGGACAUCUGUUUUCUAUGCAAAAAUUUGAGGGAAAUACUGAUGCUCUAGCGGAGAAAUUUCCAGAUGCAGUGCCCACUAUUGAUCCCCGAAUGACUGUGACAAAGCUGUGCUCACUAGCAGUUGAAAGAGAUUCUUCCAAGGGUUUGCUGAAGAAAACCUAUGCUCGAAAAGCUGUGACACCUACCCUUUCAUGGGGUACAAAGUGGCCUUUGACUGGUGGGGUUCCUAGUGAAAUGUCAUUAUCCGAAGAUUAUGGCAUUGAAAGAUUAUAUAUAGCAGGUUAUCAAGAUGGAUCUGUGAGAAUAUGGGAUGCGACUUUUCCAGUCCUGGCACCUAUGUUUCUUUUAGAAGGCAAAGUUCCAGGUAUUGAAAUUGACAGCAUAAAUGCUUCAGUAUCAUCACUGGCCUUUUGCUCCAUGACUAUGACUUUAGCUGUUGGAAAUGAGUGCGGACUGGUUCGGAUAUAUAAGCUUCAUGAAAAGACUGGAGAUUCAAGUUUCCACUUUGUGGGUGAAUCAAAAGAGGAAGUUCAAAUUAUGCGGCAUGGAAAAGGAUUCCAUUUUACUGCAGCGUUCCUAGUCUCGAAUUCACAUGUUCAGAGCUUACAGUACACAAAUUCAGGGGAGAAACUUGCUGUUGGAUUUGAAAAUGGUCAGGUGGCGAUGCUCGAUAUGAAUAAGCUACUGGUUAUGUUUUGUAAAAAAUGUGUAUUUGAAACAAGCGCCCCGGUUAUAUCUUUAAAUAUUACUUCUGUCCCUGGUACUGUUAGCCGAGAGGACAGUCCAAAAAAAGUAAAUCCCACGACUCCAAAAUACCCUUCGGAGUUGUUGCUCACCUUAUACAAAAAUGCAACUCUUGCAAUUAUUGAUAGCACAAAUGGUGUUACAGUAAGCUCGUUACAACUGAGCCAAAAGAAGCAGUCAUCUGCAAUUUCCAUGUAUGUCAUAGACGUAAGUAACACAAUUGCUGGAGCAUCUGGGAAGAAAUCCUCUCACAAUUUGUCUGAUAAAAACACAGACCCGAAUGAGCCCUCCAAAAGCAACAAUUGCGGUGAAGGCACAAUGCAAGGAAUUGAAGAGCACCACAAAAGUGAUGUCACGCAUUCUUCAGAUCUACUGUCAGAUCCGCUUCUUUUGAUCUGUUGCGAGAAUGUGUUGCGCAUAUAUUCUCUAAAAUCUCUUUUACAGGGAAAUGGGAAGAAUAUUCGUAAAGUGAAACUUGCGAAGCGCUGUUGUUGGUCAACACUUUUCAAGAAGAUCGAUGAGAUAACGUGUGGAUUGCUUUUAGUUUAUGACACUGGUGCUAUAGAGAUUAGGUCUUUGCCAGAUUUGGAAGUUAUUGCAGAGCAAUCCUUGAUGUCAUUAUUAAGAUGGAGCUUCAAAACUAACAUGGACAAGACUAUGAGUUCUACUGACAAUGGGCAAAUUGCUUUGGUAAAUGGUUCUGAACUAGCAAUCAUAUCACUUUUGGCCUGUGAAAAUGACUUCAGGAUUCCAGAUUCUUUGCCAUGUCUUCAUGAUAAAGUUCUUGCAGCUGCUGCAGAAGCUGCCAUUAAUGCUUCUAUAAAUCAGAAAAAGAAGCAGGAUACAGCUUCUGGUAUUCUUGGUGGUAUCAUGAAAGGAUUUAAAGGGAGCAGAACAGAGAACAGUAUUGCUGAGAAUAUUCUUGGAAAUAGUUCUGCUGAGCAACUGGAGGAGAUCCUUUCGAAGGUUCCAUUUCUCGAACCAUCAACCACCUCUUCUGGUGACCCAGAAGUUGAUGAACUGAGCAUUGAUGACAUCGAGAUUGAUGAUGUUGAACCAAGUCAACCAACAUACACUCCAUCCGAGCCAAAUAAGAAAAACAAAAUAGAUGAGGAGAGAGAGAAAUUAUUUGAUGGAUCCAGUAAUGUUACACAACCAAGAGUAAGAACGACUCAAGAAAUCCUGACCCAGUAUCGAUUUGGAGGGGAUGCUGCUGCAGCAGCAGCCCAUGCCAGGGAUAAGCUCGUACAACGACAGGAGAAGCUUGAGAGAUUAAGUCAACGAACUGCAGAGCUUCAAAGCGGAGCUGAGGAUUUCGCUUCCAUGGCUAAUGAACUCGUCAAAACUAUGGAAAACAAGAAAUGGUGGAAACUGUAACUCUUCCCAGAGACACUUCAACUUCAUUUUGGUAUUUAAAUACAUCUCUUGGUGCGCAAGUUGCAUACUUAUAAUAUCAUUUGGUCCUUCAAACUGCUUUUUACCUAGCUAUCCACCAUUUCAAUACCAGAAAUUUGAGUAGUUGAGAGUUAGUAACUUUUCUGAAAAAUCUCAAUACUGUAGUUUGUAUUUUCUUAUUUGACGGUGUAAAAAAUUUGCAUGAAAUAUGAUUACGUUUCUCAUUACAUUCA